Messenger RNA from Cimex lectularius (bed bug), 1935 nucleotides. RefSeq names its product alpha-L-fucosidase (gene Fuca). The transcript has 9 exons. Bases 328 to 1827 code for a protein of 499 amino acids. Gene Ontology annotation, molecular function: alpha-L-fucosidase activity. Gene Ontology annotation, biological process: glycoside catabolic process; fucose metabolic process. Lineage: Eukaryota; Metazoa; Arthropoda; Insecta; Hemiptera; Cimicidae. Gene Ontology annotation, cellular component: lysosome. The record is from RefSeq and is a predicted model, not a curated record.
GGAUGAUAAAGGCCUUAGUGUCUAUUCCUGAGAUUGCGUUAGUCUAUUAAGAUUUGUCGGGUGCCCUUUAGUAACUUCUUGAUUUCUAAAACAUACCGUUGUUAAAAAUAAAUAAAUGAUUAUUUGUUUUUGAAAGGAGGUAGAUUUGGAAUUAACCGCGAGGAUUAUUAUCAGCAUUUAUUUUUAGAUUAGAUAUACCAAUCAUAAUAAGAUUUAUCACAAAGUGAUUAGUUUUGUUCUCUCUGUUGACUUAGUCAAACCGUAUUCUUACUAUAAUUUAAUAAAAUCAAUACAUUUUAAGGAAGUGAACGGAAAACAAACCAGAAAAUGAAUAUGAUACUAGCACAAAGUGUAAUUGUUCUUCUGAAUUUAUGUUUUUCAAUGGCAUUUCUAUCAGCUGCAACUCCACCAACUUCAACUCCACCACCUACAACUCCACCACCUACAACUCCACCACCUACAACUGCAUCACCUACAACUCCACCAACUAUAACUCCACUACCAUCAGGUUGGAAUACAAUUGAUUCAAGACCAUUGCCUGCUUGGUUUGAUGACGCAAAAAUUGGUGUUUUCAUCCACUGGGGUGUAUAUUCGGUCCCCAGUUACCAAUCCGAAUGGUUUUGGAUGGAUUGGAAAGGCAAUCCAAGUCCUAAUAAGGAAGCGCAGAAAAAAAUAGAAAAGUUUAUCGAAAACAAUUUUCGCCCUGGAUUCACAUAUCAGGAGUUUGCAGAACAGUUCACAGCUGAAUUUUUCAAUGCGACACAAUGGGCUGAUUUAAUUGAAAAAUCAGGAGCCAAGUAUGUAUUGCUUACAAGUAAACACCAUGAUGGAUAUGCUCUUUGGCCAUCGAAAUAUUCUUACAGUUGGAACUCUGUUGAUGUUGGGCCACACAGAGAUAUUGUUGGGGAAUUGGCAGAAGCGAUCAAAGUAAAAACAGAUAUACGUUUUGGAUUGUACCAUUCAUUGUAUGAAUGGUUCAAUCCUCUUUGGAUGUCUGACAAAGCUAACCACUUCAGAACAGACGAUUUUGUUGUUAAUAAAGUUUACCCUGAGAUGAAAGAAUUGGUCAAUAAAUACCAACCAGAAAUAUUCUGGUCUGAUGGUGAAUGGGAAGCUAGUGCUGAUUACUGGAAGUCGAUUGAGUUUUUGACCUGGCUAUACAACGAGAGUCCCGUUAAAGACACUGUAGUUGUAAAUGAUAGAUGGGGCCAUGAUACGCUUUGCAAACAUGGUGGUUACUAUACUUGCAAGGACAGGUACAACCCAGGGACAUUGCAAAACCACAAAUGGGAAAAUGCCAUGACGAUCGAUUCUAGCACCUGGGGCUACAACAGAGUGUCUAACAUAGAUGACUAUUUAACACCACAAGACCUGAUUGACACUUUAGUAUCUACAGUCGCAUGUGGAGGAAACAUGGUAAUGAACGUUGGACCUGCCAAAGAUGGAACAAUAAAUCCAAUUUUUCAAGAAAGGCUCCUCCAGGUUGGAAGUUGGUUAAGAAUAAAUGGUGAAGCCAUUUAUGGGUCGAAGCCCUGGAACAAAUGCCAAAAUGAUACAGUUGUACCUUAUGUUUGGUAUACGUCUGCUUCUGAUGAUGGUGCAUUGUAUGCUAUAAUGCUGAGAUGGCCAAAAACGAAUAUGCUUUACUUAGGGUGUGUCAAUAGCACUCAAAAAGUCCAAGUCACCAUGUUGGGAUUUAAACAACAACUACCAACAUCUGCCGGCAGACUAAUGAAAAUAAGUCUACCUGACAAAUCACUAAUAUCCUGGGAAUGGGGUUGGGUACUGAAAAUCGAAAUUCAAGGAUAUAAAGUGUACAAUCUUUAACUCAUAAUAAUACGAAUAUAUCGACUAUAAACUAAUUCAGUAGUUAUCAACAAUGUUUAUUGAAUUUAAAUAAAAACAAAUAAUAAAACAAUAUAUUUGUAAAAACAA